AUGAGGAGUGCAGACGUACCGCAGAGAGCAGAAGUGAUGACUUCGAAGGAGAAGCAAUUGUGCGCAUGUCUGAUUCAUGCGAUCGGGUGCAGAACGAAAUGCUCUCCAAUUGUGAUCAGCAAUGCCUUGUUUUAUAUGCAUCGAGUCUACCACAAAUUCUCUCAUGCCAAACUCAAACCCAUCGAUCUCGCCAUCACCACGAUUUUCAUAGCUAACAAAACGGAGGAUCUUCGUGUGCCUCUUUCACUUCUAAUUGACGCAGCCUACUACAUUGUAGGAAGUCGACAAACCCCGUCUCGAGCAAUGUAUCAUAAAAUAGCUGCCAAGAUUUUCUCGUUGGAGGGGAUGCUGCUUAUGUACCUCGGAUUUCAGUAUUUGGAGGGCAGGCAUCCACAUUUCGUUCUGGCCAAGAUGGAGCCAAAGGGGAAGUUGGCCAAGGACCUGUUGGAGUGCGCCUAUGUGAUCAGCAUCAAUAUGCUCCUCUUCACUACCUUCUGCUUGCGUUACUCUGCCGAGGAAGUGGCUGCUGCCUGUGUGAAAGUUGCUGCAACAUGGAUGAAACGUGAUAUGGGAUGCCAUGCGGAAGCCUGGCUGCAGGAGUUCGGUGAGGGUGUCAAGUUCGAGCUAAUUUGUGAGAUAGCUGAAGGAUUCAUAACCACCUUCAAUGAUGUUGACCCAAGGAUUAAAGAGGAGGUGAGAGCAACGAUGCAUAAAUAUAGACUGACUUUGAAUGAGACGUCGACGUCCGUAGAACGCCGUGAUGCUCGCCCGCAAGUACUUCCUCCUCCAGCCAACGUGCAUCCUUCUUCCUUAACAAUUCUACCCUCACCUCCUGCUCAACCUCAUCUUCAUCCUCCUCUUCUUAUUUCUCCUCCUUGCCUACAACCCGGUGUUAAUCAUUCUCUUCUUCCAAAUGCUCCCGUUCCUCCUCCCACACGACGUCAUCCUACUCCUAUUUUACGUUCUCCUCCUCUACCUCCGGAUUAUCCUACUUCUCUUCUUCAACAUUCACUCAUUCCUCCUCCUUCUCCUCUUCCUCUUCUUUCUCCUCCUCUGCCUCCUCAAAAUACUCCUCCUCCUCCUCCUGGUUCUCCUCCAUGUAAUCUUACUUUUCUUCCUCAAAAUUCUUCCAUUUCUCGACCUCUUUCUCCUCUUCGUUCUCCUCCCCUUCGUUCUCCUCGUCUUCCUCCUCAAAGUCCACCAUGCUCCACCAAGCGCUCCAGUAAUGCGCCACCAGGGCCAACUGAACGAGAUUCCACCUCAGAGAGUGGUGCAAAAAAGCCUCGCAUGGACCAGUACCACUACUACUAG
Rodentolepis nana is the source of this 1311-nucleotide messenger RNA. The record is from the annotation of a GenBank genome assembly. NCBI's taxonomy places the organism in Eukaryota, Metazoa, Platyhelminthes, Cestoda, Cyclophyllidea, Hymenolepididae.